Molecule: messenger RNA, 789 nt
Organism: Fulvia fulva
Lineage: Eukaryota; Fungi; Ascomycota; Dothideomycetes; Mycosphaerellales; Mycosphaerellaceae
Exons: 2
Coding region: 1-789 (262 amino acids)
Source: RefSeq, a predicted model, not a curated record
AUGGCCUCGGGCGACAGACGCAUACCCACCUGGGCGAAGGAGGAGCUAGUGCAUCUCACAAACAAAUGCGACAACCUGAAAUUGGGAGAUCUCAAAUCACGUCUCAAAUCACUGCUUGAGUCGGUUGAAGCAGAAGAGAGAAAGGCAGUCACAGAAGUUUUCAACACCUACGAGCUUGUCGAGAAGAUCCUUGAGGAGAUUUCUCUUCCAGACCUCCUCAACGCACAACGCAUCUGCAGAACGACUCGAUCCGUCACAAUGCGUUCGCAUCGCAUCGCCUCGGACUGUUUCGUGUACAGCAAACUUCCCAGCGGUCGAUCAGUCCGUCCAUUCCGAGGUCAAGUCGACUUCGACAGCAUGGCCGAAGUACCAUGCCGCUACUUCUAUCGAUGCAAAUCAUGGUUCGGCAACGAUACCGGCGGCUGGACACUGCAUAUCGACUACUGUGUCCAGCUUGCACCGACUAAGCCCAGGGGCCACACGAUCCGUAGCAGUUCUAAGCGAAUCAUCACCACCAAACCGCGUCAGACAAGUAACAUGGCAGCAGAAGACGACGGAAACGAGGAGCAAUAUGGAACAGAACUGUGGAGGCGUGCACGUUGGAUGCAAGAAGGCAAGGCUGUGCUGUGCAUCGUGCACAGUCACUGUCCUGACGGUCAUGAUCUGCAUGAGGAGAAGAUGUUUCCGGCGAACGCCACCCUUGGGGAGACGUUUGACUGGAUGAGUCGAGGACGUGGAAUACCUGAUGGAAAGCCGUGCCCAGGUGGGAAACAUGAUAUUGCUUACUAG